GUUACAUUCUGAAAACAGCUUUGUCACCGGCAAAAUAAUAGAAAGUAUUGAAAUAUAGGUGAUAAUAAAGAUGCGGAUGAACAUAACUUCCGCAGCAGGAGUCAUCUCCUUGCUUGACGAACCAGAGCAACAACUGAAAAUGUUCGCUCUGGACAAAUUGAAUAAGAUAGUAGACGUGUUUUGGGCAGAAAUUUCGGAGACGAUCGACAAAAUUGAGGUUCUAUAUGAAGAUCCUGGCUUCAAACACAGAGAACUGGCAGCGUUAGUGGCCUCGAAAGUCUACUAUCAUCUUGGUGCCUUUGAGGAAUCCCUUACCUUUGCUCUUGGGGCUGGUGAUUUGUUCAAUGUCAACUGUAAAUCAGAAUUUGUGGAGACCAUCAUUGCCAAAUGUAUUGAUCAUUAUACCAAAUUGCGUGUUCAUAAUGCUGAAAGUUCUGAAGAAGACCAAAAACCAAUUGAUGCCAGAUUAGAAGCAGUGGUUAACAGAAUGUUCCAGCGAUGCUUUGAUGACAGAAUGUACAAACAAGCCAUUGGAAUAGCGCUAGAAACCAGAAGAAUUGACAUUUUUGAGAAAGCCAUUAAAAGUGCUGAUGACAGCCAAGCAAUGCUUACUUAUGGAUUUAAAGUUUGCAUGUCUUUGAUACAAAAUCGCCACUUUAGAAGCACUAUUCUCAAACUUUUAACUAAGUUGUAUAUGGGUUUAGGAACACCUGAUUAUAUAAAUGUUUGUCAGUGUUAUAUUUUCUUGGAUGAUUCACAAUCAGUAGCAGACAUUUUGGAAAAGUUGAUCAAAGGUGAUGAAGAUUCUGCUUUGAUGGCUUACCAGAUUGGUUUUGAUCUGUAUGAAAGCGCCUUGCAACAAUUUAGACAAAGAAUCCAGGCUGCUCUCAGAGCUGCUGCACCGGCACCUAUACCUGAUGGCACCAGUGUCAAGAAAGAAGAGAAGGAGAAAGAUACUGCCAUGGAUACCAGUGAAGAGGGGACAAAACCCAUUCAAGCUACAUCAGAUAGUGCUCCUGCUCCAAUCAAAGAGGAAAAUCUAAGUGAAAGUGACAAAAAGUUACAAGAUAGAUUGGUGAAAUUACAUACAAUUCUUGGUGGAGAAACAACGAUUUAUUUACAUUUGCAGUUUCUAGUGAAAAAUAACAAAACUGACUCUCUAAUUCUGAAAAAUACUAAAGAUGCUGUACGCAAUUCCAUCUGCCAUUCAGCCACAGUAAUUGCUAAUUCAUUUAUGAAUUGCGGUACUACAUCAGAUCAAUUUUUAAGAGAUAAUUUAGAAUGGUUAUCCAGAGCUACCAAUUGGGCAAAAUUUACUGCCACAGCAAGUUUAGGAGUUAUUCAUAAAGGUCAUGAAAAAGAGGCAUUGAAUCUGAUGGCAUCAUACCUACCAAAAGAUAGUUCUCCUGGCUCAGCUUAUUCAGAAGGUGGUGGCCUCUAUGCUUUAGGACUUAUUCAUGCUAAUCAUGGUGGAGAAAUAACAGACUAUUUACUAGGCCAAUUGAAAGAUGCCCAAACUGAUAUGGUGAGACAUGGAGGCUGUUUAGGACUGGGACUAGCAGCAAUGGGCACUGCAAGGCAGGAUGUCUAUGAACAACUGAAAUAUAAUCUUUAUCAAGAUGAUGCUGUCACUGGAGAAGCUGCUGGGCUGGCUAUGGGUUUGGUGAUGUUGGGUACAAAGUCUGGAACAGCUAUUGAGGAUAUGGUAGCUUAUGCCCAAGAUACCCAGCAUGAGAAGAUUUUAAGAGGUUUGGCUGUUGGUAUUGCUCUUACUAUGUUUGGUCGGUUGGAAGAGGCUGAUGCAUUAAUUGACACCUUAUCCAGAGACAAAGAUCCAAUCCUUCGAUGGUCUGGAAUGUAUACUAUUGCCAUGGCUUAUUGUGGUUCUGGUAACAAUCAGGCUAUUCGACGUCUGCUUCAUAUUGCUGUCAGUGAUGUCAAUGAUGAUGUCAGAAGAGUUGCUGUCACAUCUCUGGGAUUCCUUCUCUUUAGAACACCAGAACAGUGUCCCAGUGUAGUUUCCUUAUUAUCUGAAAGCUACAAUCCACAUGUUAGAUUUGGUGCAGCUAUGGCACUUGGUAUUGCAUGUGCUGGAACUGGUCUAAAAGAAGCAUUGAAUCUGUUGGAACCAAUGACCAACGACUCAGUCAAUUAUGUCCGACAAGGAGCUCUCAUUGCAUCUGCUAUGGUACUGGUACAACAGAAUGAAAACACUUGCCCUAAAGUUGCCCACUUCCGUCAACUGUACACUAAGAUCAUCAGCGACAAACAUGAUGACAUCAUGGCUAAAUUUGGAUCAGUUUUAGCACAAGGUAUCAUUGAUGCUGGAGGAAGAAACAUGACCAUAAAUUUGCAGACGAGAACUGGACACACUUUCAUGGAGGCUGUUGUAGGAAUGUUGGUCUUCUGUCAAUUUUGGUUUUGGUACCCUUUGACUCACUUCCUGUCUAUGGCUUUCACACCAACCACUUUGAUUGGAUUAAAUGCUGAUCUGAAGAUGCCUAAAUUAGAAUUCAGAUCAAAUGCCAAGCCAUCAACUUAUGCCUACAUCCCACCAUUAGAGGAAAAGAAAGACAAAGCAAAAGAAAAAGUUGAAACUGCUGUUCUGAGUAUAACAGCCAAGCAAAAGAAGAAAGAUGCAGAGAAGAAAAAGGAGGAAAAGGAAGAAAAAAUGGAAGAUGAAAAAAAGAAAGAUGGAGAAGAGAAGAAGGAAGGAGAAAAAGAACCAGAAAAAGAAGAAAAGAAGAAGGAACCUGAGCCAUCUUUCCAGAUGUUGAACAACCCUGUCAGAGUUAUGAAAUCUCAAUUAAAAGUAUUGUCAAGUGUGGAAGGUUCCAGGUAUAAGCCGGUUAAAGAGUUAGUUAUUGGUGGAAUAAUCAUGUUGAAAAAUCGUAAACCUGAAGAAGAGGAAGAGAUAGUUGAAGCUGUUGUUGCUGGGGGUCCAAAGACUGAAGAAGAAGAGGAACCAGAACCACCUGAGCCAUUUGAGUACACUGAAGAUUAGAUAAUAUACUGUUCUUGAAUUUUUGAUCCAACACAUAAGUACACAGUUUGAAAAUCUGAAUCUACAUGUUAAUCAAAACCACACCAAUGAAUACAUUGACAUAACAUAGAUUCAGACAUAGAUCAAGGUUGAAUCAUUGAUUUAUUUGUAUCAACAAGUUUGAAAUUGAGAAGUUCACAGUUUGAGAACAUUUUUAUAAUUUCCAGGUUGGGUUCUUGCUAUAGGAAAAUAAUAGUCUAGGGAGGCGCCAUGUUACUUUAGCAACAGUACGUAAUAAAUGUGAGUAAUUAUCUAAAGUAAUGCUAAAGGAACAUUGGGUGGCACUUGAUUGGUGAGUUCUCAACAGGUUCCAUUUGUUCAAGUCUUGAUCUGAAUCGCAUUCUACAUAAGAUUAUUUAAAAUUC
This is a messenger RNA of Lottia gigantea (owl limpet), 3408 nucleotides long. RefSeq lists its product as hypothetical. Gene Ontology annotation, biological process: regulation of protein catabolic process; proteasome-mediated ubiquitin-dependent protein catabolic process. The transcript is spliced from 2 exons. The record is from RefSeq and is a predicted model, not a curated record. Gene Ontology annotation, molecular function: enzyme regulator activity. Gene Ontology annotation, cellular component: proteasome regulatory particle, base subcomplex; nucleus; proteasome storage granule. NCBI's taxonomy places the organism in Eukaryota, Metazoa, Mollusca, Gastropoda, Lottiidae. The coding region runs from base 71 to 3004 and encodes 977 amino acids.